Molecule: messenger RNA, 3219 nt
Organism: Cryptomeria japonica (Japanese cedar)
Lineage: Eukaryota; Viridiplantae; Streptophyta; Pinopsida; Cupressales; Cupressaceae
Exons: 18
Coding region: 1-3219 (1072 amino acids)
Biological process (GO): proteolysis
Cellular component (GO): vacuole
Molecular function (GO): serine-type carboxypeptidase activity
Source: RefSeq, a predicted model, not a curated record
AUGGAGAGCGGUGGGAGAGGAGGGAGCGAGGCUAGGGUUUCUGCAGGUAGGGUCGUUGAUGAAGGUGAAGAUGAAUCAAAUGGAGAUGGAGAUGGUUGGAGUAGUCCUUUAGGUGGUCCAAGUUCCUUGUCUUGGCCUAUGGGUUGGGUCACUUCUUGCUUGGCCUGGUGUUUUGCAUGCAGUGGUGCGUGUUGGGCGACAAUGGCUUCCCUCGAUGAUGGUAAUGUUUCUAACCCUGUCUCGGAUGGUUGUUUGGAGGCUUUAAUUGACUCCAGAUCCCUUGUUUGGCAUGGGGGUUGGUCUAUUCUCGGAGUGGAGUGGCAUCUUGGGUUGCGCAGGAGGGUCUAUGAGCGAAGUCAGCAGCAAGUUCUCUCAGAAUUUUUGGAGAGGAAGAGAUCUUCUGUGGAAAGCCCAACUCAUGAAUGGAAGGCUCCUUCUGUUAACUUGGAUCACAUUUAUCCUCAAGACGGAUUGCAGGAGAAUGACAAGAUAAUUUCUCUGCCCGGUCAGCCAUCAAAUGUAACGUUUGCACAGUAUUCGGGAUAUGUGACAGUGGAUUCAAAGGCGGGCAGAGCUCUGUUCUACUAUUUUGCAGAAGCUGCCCAAGACCCAUCUACUAAGCCUCUCCUAUUGUGGCUCAAUGGAGGGCCAGGAUGCUCAUCGUUUGGAUUUGGGGCAAUGACGGAGCUUGGAUCCUUUCGCGUUCAGUCAGAUGGCGCCACUCUUACUAGUAAUCCCUAUGCGUGGAACCAAGUGGCGAACACCUUGUUUUUGGAAUCACCUGCUGGGGUUGGGUAUUCAUACUCAAAUACCAGUGAUGAUUAUAAAAAUGGCACUGAUGAGAACACUACUGUGGAUUCGUACACGUUUCUACUGAAUUGGCUUGAAAGGUUUCCGCAAUAUAAGAACAGAGAAUUCUAUAUUGCAAGGGAAAGCUAUGCUGGUUUUUAUAUACCUGAAUUGGCUGAUACAAUUCUUAAGAACAACAACUCACGUACAUCUUUUCUAAAUCUCAAAGGAGUUCUGAUUGGGAAUGGAUUAACGAAUGAUGAGACAAAUGACUGCGGGUUGGUAGAUUAUGCAUGGUCAUAUGCUUUGAUGUCAGAUGAAGAAUAUGAAGAUAAACGAUGUAAGGGAUCUAAUUCAAGAUUCCUAUCUUAUAGCGACACAUUCCACUCAAAAUUUAAGUCAACUAAAGUGAUAAACCCAUAUGAUAUAUAUGCACCAAUUUUCCCAUCCAAUCCAGAUUCCACAUGGACAUCAUCUACUACAACUGAUGUUAUAUCUAUGGAUGGAUUAUAUGGAUUUGAUCCAUGUAGUCCUGGUUAUGUAAUUACAUAUCUCAACACACAUGAAGUGCGAAGAGCUCUUCAUGCAAAUGUGACAAGCUUACCAUUUGUGUGGGAUAUGUGCAGUGGAGAUGUGGAUUCAGUAGUCCCAGUGACUGGUACAAGAUAUUCUAUUAAUGCAUUAAAGCUUCCAAUUGAGACAAAAUGGUAUCCAUGGAUGAAUGGAGAUAUUGAUGUUGGAGGUUAUAGUGUGAUUUACAAAGGCUUGAUUUUUGCAACUAACAAGGCCGCUGCCGUCCUUUUGCAUUGUUUGCUCCGCAUCGACAUAGCCCGCAAGCUGUUCAAUCUCAAUUAUUCAUUCAGGCCAACCUUAAAUCACAUACAUAACAUUUUAAAUCUAGAGAAUAUAAAUCAAUUUCUCUUGCUGCUCAGCCCAUCUGAGUUUCAUCAUCCAUUCAAAAUGAAAAAUAUCAUAACCCUCCUCUUAAUCUUUCCUUUCGCGCUAUUGGUCGAUCCUUCUCACCAGCGCAGUCAGCAGCAAGUUCUCUCAGAAUUUUUGGAGAGGAAGAGAUCUGCUGUGGAAAGCCCAACUCAUGAAUGGACGGCUCCUUCUGUUAACUUCGAUCACAUUUAUCCUCAAGACGGAUUGCAGGAGAAUGACAAGAUAACUUCUCUGCCCGGUCAGCCAUCAAAUGUAACGUUUGCACAGUAUUCGGGAUAUGUUACAGUAGAUGCACAUGCGGGCAGAGCUCUCUUCUACUAUUUUGCAGAGGCAACCCAAGACCCAACUACUAAGCCUCUCCUCCUCUGGCUCAAUGGAGGGCCAGGAUGCUCAUCGUUUGGAGUGGGAGCAAUGACUGAGCUUGGACCCUUCCGCGUUCAGCCUGAUAACGCCACUCUUUCUAGUAAUCCCUAUGCGUGGAACCAAGUGGCGAACACCUUGUUUCUGGAAUCACCUGCCGGGGUUGGGUUUUCAUACUCAAAUACCAGUGAUGAUUAUAAAAAUGGCACUGAUGAGAACACUGCUGUGGAUUCGUACACGUUUCUACUGAAUUGGUUUGAAAGGUUUCCACAAUAUAAGAACAGAGAAUUCUAUAUUGCAGGGGAAAGCUACGCUGGUUUUUAUAUACCUGAAUUGGCUGAUACAAUACUUAAGAACAACUACUCACGGACAUCUUUUCUAAAUCUCAAGGGAGUUAUGAUUGGGAAUGGUUUAAUGAAUGAUGAGACAGAUGAUUGUGGGGUGGUAGAUUAUGCAUGGUCACAUGCUUUGAUGUCAGAUGAAGAAUAUGAAUAUAAACGAUGCAAGGGAUCUAAUUCAAGCUUUCGAUCUAAUAGCGACACAUUCCACUUCAAAUUUAAGUUAACUAAAGUGAUAAACCCAUAUAAUAUAUAUGCACCACUUUGCCCAUCCCAUCCAAAUCCCAUAUGGACAUUGUCUACUACAACUGAUGUUAUAUCUAUGGAUGGAUUAUAUGGAUUUGAUCCAUGUAGUCCUAGUUAUGUACUUACAUAUCUCAACACACAUGAAGUGCAAAGAGCUCUUCAUGCAAAUGUGACAAGCUUACCAUUUGCAUGGGAUAUGUGUAGUGAUGUACUAUGGUAUGGUACCUAUGCAACCACUAUGCUCCCAAUCUAUCGAAGAAUGAUUGCAUCGGGAUUGAGAAUACUAGUAUAUAGUGGAGAUGUGGAUUCAAUAGUCCCAGUGACUGGUACAAGAUAUUCCAUUAAUGCAUUAAAUCUCCCAAUAGAGACAAAAUGGUAUCCAUGGAUGAAUGGAGAUAUUGAUGUUGGGGGUUAUAGUGUGAUUUACAAAGGCUUGAUUUUUGCAACUGUAAGAGGAGCAGGACAUCAAGUACCUAGCUAUCAACCAUCUAGAGCCUUAACAAUGACCAAAUUCUUUUUAGCUAGCCAACCUCUACCAUCAUAG